CCUGGGUUUAGCUGAUCUACCUGCUCUACAGGUUAAUUACCUCAAAAGCAAAUAUACAAACAGAAAAGAAGAGAAAGCUUGCAGUGAAGGCACAGUAAGCACAGCUCUUUCAAGCAAACAUACUAUGUGACUGAUCGAAAAAGAGUUCAUCCAUCUUCCAGAGGCUUCUAAUCAGAUUUACAAACUUCUAAAAGUGAGAAAGGAAAACAAGACAGGCAAGUCUUUAUUAAAAAAAAGAAAAUCUGCAAGUGACUAACUGAUAAGAGCGCCUGCUGCCGUUAACGAUGGCCAUGAAGUAAUGACAGAUUGCCAAAUGCUCUGCAAUAAUAUAGCAGGGAGAGCACAUGAGAGAUGAAUAUGGGUAUUGUAGAGACUAUCCUGUGUCUGCAGGCUGCAAAAUGCUUCUUUAAUUUUCUGCCAUUCCUCUGUCUACGAGAAGUUCGCAACCAAGCGUCUGUCAUCUCGCUGCUCAUCCUCAUGGUAACCGACACAGUGAUCACAGGAUUCCUGCUAGGUUUAUGGAGUGGUGGCUGGAUUGUGUCUCCCAGUACAGAAGUAAUAUUCCUGCGAUUUCUGGGCUUUCAGAAUGAGGCCUACAAGAAAAUCCCUCUGCUGCUCCCUUGGGUGUCCUUCAGUGAAGAGUGGAGCCGAUCUCAUAUAAACCAACGGGGUGGACCAGCCAGAGCAGAAGCCACUCUCACCAUGCAGUCUUGUCUUCUCAGUCUAACCUGUUGGUUAAUUGCUGCUUCCUAUAGCCAGUAUCCCUUCCUGUCACUUUCAGACAGUCCUCCAGUAUGUGAAAUAUGGGACUGGCGAUGUCCCUUUAAAUACAUCCAUGAAGACAAAAAGUUUGAUUGGUUGCUGCCUUCCAUAGGCCUUGCACUUGGUUCCACUUUGUUUUGCAGCACAAUGGAAAGCAGGAACUCCAUUGCAAGAACAAUUCUAGAGAGGAGGCAGCCAUGGAAUAAACUAGUGAUGCCUUGUUUGUUGGUUAUUGGUGCUGCAGUAUCCUUUAUUUUCCUUCCCCCUUUUCUGGCGGUAAGCACAUGGUCCAUUGUAGCACUGGACAGACUAUGUGCCCUCUUUAGGUUACAGAUUCCAGAGCCACUAAUCACAGUUCACAAUGCUGUAGAGCACUUACAAGGGAAAGAAUACAUAGACUAUGUAUACGCAAAACACGAAAACGACACGAAACAUAAGAAAAGCCUGGUUUAAUUACAAGAAAAAUGAUGCUGAAUAGUGAAACGUGAAUUAGGUUUAGAAGACAGAAGGGUAUAAUGUGUUACAUAUGUGUUGGUAUUCAUCAACUGCACAUUCUCUUAAGGAAGAUGGCAGUAAUGGGGGUAUGUGAAAUUUGUUAGACAUUAAUGGGUCAUGUAUGCCAACUGGAAUCACUCCUAUGCCUUUUAUUGCACAUGUGCUUCCAUUAAAGUGCGCCUGUGCCCAGACUGUGGACAUGUAUUUAUAUAUAGUAUUCCUAAAAAGCAGUAAAGAUCUUUAGAACCA
Rana temporaria (common frog) is the source of this 1506-nucleotide messenger RNA. RefSeq lists its product as uncharacterized. The coding region runs from base 352 to 1215 and encodes 287 amino acids. The record is from RefSeq and is a predicted model, not a curated record. The transcript has 2 exons. NCBI's taxonomy places the organism in Eukaryota, Metazoa, Chordata, Amphibia, Anura, Ranidae.